Molecule: messenger RNA, 1419 nt
Organism: Acanthamoeba castellanii str. Neff
Lineage: Eukaryota; Discosea; Longamoebia; Acanthamoebidae
Product: serine/threonine kinase
Exons: 9
Coding region: 1-1419 (472 amino acids)
Biological process (GO): protein phosphorylation
Molecular function (GO): ATP binding; protein serine/threonine kinase activity
Source: RefSeq, a predicted model, not a curated record
AUGAGCAUCCUUGAAGGCUUUCUCACGAAGGAGGGAGGUUCCAUCAAGACGUGGAAGCGGAGGUGGUGCGUUCUCAAGGACGACAACACCCUGUACUACUACACCAAGAGGGGGACAUCAUCAACAAAACAGAAUGGCGAGCUGAAGGGCCAGGUGCAGCUCAAGGACGUGGGCUCCGUCAAGCCCAUCAUCCUCAAGAAGAAGAUCGCCUUCUGCUUCGAGGUCCAGACUCCGCACAGGAACUACCACUUGGCCGCCGACAGCAAAGAACAAAUGAAGGAUUGGCUUGACGCCCUGCUUGCCGCUUCUGGCCACAACAACUCUGCCAAGCCGGCCGAGGCUGAGCCUCAGGUGGUCGAAGCCGCAGUUGAGGCCGCCCCGGCCGCUGAGCUGGACCCCAGCAAGGUGAAGGUGAACGACUUUGACCUGAUCUCGGUCAUCGGCCGCGGCUCCUACGGCAAGGUGCUGAAGGUGAAGCACAGGAGCUCCAACAAGGUGUACGCCAUGAAGGUGCUGAACAAGAAGGUCAUUCUCGACAAGAACGAGCUCGAGCACACCAAGAACGAGCGGUCCAUCCUCGUCAAGCUCCGCUCGCCCUUCCUCGUGCAGCUCCACUUUGCCUUCCAGACCGCCGACAGGCUGUACUUCGUGAUGGACUACAUCAACGGUGGCGAGCUGUUCCACCACCUCCAGAAGGACAAGAAGUUCAACGACGAGCGGGUCAAGUUCUACGCCGCCGAAAUCGUGCUCGGUCUCGAGUACCUCCACAAGGAGGGCAUCAUCUACCGCGACCUCAAGCCCGAGAACCUGCUCCUGACCAACGACGGCCACAUCUGCAUGACCGACUUUGGCAUCUCCAAGGAGGGCCUGGCCUGCAAGGAGUCCCGAACCAGCACCUUCUGCGGCACCCCCGAGUACUUGGCGCCCGAGGUGUUGCGCGGCGUGAAGUACGGCAAGGAGAUCGAUUGGUGGAGCUUCGGCACCCUCAUCUACGAGAUGAUGACCGGUCUGCCGCCGUUCUACUGCGAGGACGUGCAGCUCAUGUACGACAAGAUCAUGACCGAGAAGCUCAACCCCAAGAAGAUCGACGAAGUCGCCAUCAACCUCCUCCAGCAAUUGCUGGAGCGUGACCCGGUCAAGAGGAUGGCGGACCCGGAGAAGGUCAAGUCCCACCCGUACUUCAUCAACAUCGACUGGGACAAGUUGGCCAAGAAGGAGGUGCCCCCGCCCUACAUUCCCCCGGUGGCGGGCGACCUCGAGGCCGACAGCAUGAUCGACCCCGACUUCCUGAACCAGCCGAUCAACACCCCGACCCAGACCGGCGCCCUGGCCGAGGCGCCCAUGCCCACCAACCCCAACCUCGAGGGCUUCACCUACGUGAGCGAGGGCGCCCUCGCCGCGGCCCACAACAGGAACUAA